Oncorhynchus keta (chum salmon) is the source of this 6112-nucleotide messenger RNA. Its product is annotated as calmodulin-regulated spectrin-associated protein 3. Gene Ontology annotation, cellular component: microtubule minus-end. The record is from RefSeq and is a predicted model, not a curated record. Gene Ontology annotation, molecular function: calmodulin binding; microtubule minus-end binding; spectrin binding. Lineage: Eukaryota; Metazoa; Chordata; Actinopteri; Salmoniformes; Salmonidae. Gene Ontology annotation, biological process: cytoplasmic microtubule organization; negative regulation of microtubule depolymerization; neuron projection development.
CCUGAAAACUAGGUCAAUCAAAGUGUGGCGGCUCUCCUACAUCUGGAUGCGUGUGCAGCAGUCUACUGCAUGAGGACUACUGUGACGGAACAGCUUCGCAGAGCAGAAAGAAUGGAAAUCAUUUCCUGAAAAGCGGUUGUCUCCGUGGAUCAGUAUACCACUACAACCCAUCACCCCCAAGCCCACUGAUGCCAACGCAGCAAGUGACCGCGCAUUGCUCGCAGCGGCAAUAAGGACCAACACCUUAAUUAUCAGGCCGUGGUGACGGUCACAGCACAGCAGUCACCGUUAAUUAUUCGCCGCAACACAGCAACAAUUAGGAUUUAAAUCGCUGCUGUUAUAUUUUUUUAUUUAUUUCGCCGGCAGCUGCUGCUGCGGUAACACCCCUCUUUGUAGAUCGUGUGCACUCCUUCUCCCUCCUCCUUCCUCUCCUCGGCUCUCCAUCCUUCCUUCCCGGAACGGCGGGGUGGACUGGUGGGGCUAUGGAGGAUGCAGGUGAGAUGAGGAAGACAUUCACGGUACCGGAGAUUAAACCGUUGAAUCAGUACGACUUCAACCGAGCCAAGGUGUGCGCCAGCGUCCGGUGGCUACUGGCGAAGUCAUACGGAUCCGCAGAGAAUGUCCCAGUGGAGCUGCGAGAGCCUCUGUACAGAGACAAGUAUGAGCAGGAGCACCUCAAGCCCUCCGUCUCCCAGCUACUCCUGUCCCCUGAGCUGUACUGUAGGACCCAGGCCCUGCUCCACGGGGUCUCCCAGCCCGCUCCUCAGGGGCCCCCAGGGGACAACUCCGCACUGCUGCAGCUCCUCACCAAGAGGGGCCUGGAGCCCAGGGACCAGGAUGUGGCCAUCACGGAGGAAGACCUCAGCCACACGCCCAUCAAGACGAAGGCCCACCUGGUCCUGAUUGACUCGCUGAUGUCACUGGCUGCCAUGGAGAUGGUGGGCAAGGUUAAGAUGACUGCAGAGGCAGAGAAAAUGGGAGGCGGGGCUCCGUGGGAGAAUGCCCUCCUCUUCUGGGUUAACCGGUUGAAUCAGAAGUUGAGAGAGAGCACUGAGGAUGAGGAGGUCCCAACCUGCACAGACCCACAGCCUGUUCAACCAACAUGUCCCACCCGCUGGUACUGGAAACUGGUCCCACAUGCCAUCGCUUUUUGUUUGAAGGAGGAGUCUGGGAAUAAACCUCCAGUGAUCCGUUAUAGGAAGGAUAAGGUUCUGUCUAAGCAGACUCCUACUUUUCCUCUGGUGUCUGGUGUAAGGGAUCUGUCUAAUGGCUGUGCUAUAGCUGCUGUUCUGCACUACUACUGUCCUGACCUGCUGCCACUGGAGGAUGUGUGUCUGAAGGACACCAUGUCAGUAGCAGACAGUCUGUAUAACCUGCAGCUGAUCAGAGAGAUCAGUGAGUCCAGUCUACAGAGGUGCUGUCACCUGGAGCUGGAGGACCUGCUCUACGCCCCGCCCACACUACACGUGAACAUCAUGAGUUUCAUAGCAGAGCUGCUGGGAUGGUUCGAGGUGCAUAAACCUGACUUCGUCAAGCCAUUACUACCUCUAGACCUGACAGAUGCCUCAGGGUUGUUGGAGUCCAGUCCUGUCAGUGGGUACAGCAUCAGUGGCUCUCCCUCCUAUAUCUUCAAACAGCCCUUUGUCCCCAUAUCCUCUCCUGCGUCAUCUGAAGGGAACAUGUGGACCAAGAAACAGAUCCGUCGUCCACUCUCGGCUGUAACCUUCAGUAUUCCAUUCGGUCUGGACAGUGACGUGGACGUUGUCAUGGGCAACCCCGUGCAUUCUGCCAGCACCAACAGCCUGACCGCUGGCGUGCCCGCCAUGAUGACUUCAUCGAGCAGAAUGUCAUCUGGGAUGACACGGGUCCCCUACAGCCCCCCCGAGGACCUCAGUCACCUGGUCAGCGCCUCUGUCCCUCAACGCUCCUCCUGGGGCCCGCACACACACUCAUACACACCGGCCCUAGGGGAGCUGCCGACAGUCGAGAUCAUCCACACUCCUGGAGGAGAAAGAGGUGGAGGAGGGAAAAGAGGAGAGAAAGGAGAUGGAGGAGGAGGAAGGCCAGAGCCACGCUUGCGUCCAGAAGGAGCUCCUGCAGGUUUCUUCCUUCAUUCUCCUGAAUACGACCUGACCCAGCUCAGCAGCUCCGCCCCCUGCCGCUCCGGAAUGCUCUACCGACCAAUAGGAGGGGAGGGGGGCGUAGGAGAGAAGCAGAGAUUGGGAGGCAGGGAGAAGGGGGAGAAGGGGAGAUCGGAUGGCUCGCGGGACGAUGACUCGGUCCUCCGCGACGGAAGUGUGGACUCAUCGGAAGCUUCCGACGACCUUCCUAGAAACGCCCUCGGCAACGUCCGCCCUGGCCACGGUCGUCACGGCAACGGCAACAUCAGCAACACCGGUGGCAGUAGCGGCAGCCCACAGAUGACGAGCUUCGCCGAGCGGCGGGACAGAAGGAGACAGCCGGCCGCACCGGGAGAGGAGUCGCCCAGCACCCCGACCCCCACCACCCCCACCCUCCAUACCCCCACCCACACCACCCCCAGCCCAGGAGGGAAGCACCCUGAGCCGGGUACAGAGGCCUGGGAGCUGGGGGCCCGCCUGGAGGAGAAACGCAGAGCCAUCGAGGCCCAGAAGAGACGCAUAGAGGCCAUAUUCACCAGACACAGACAGAGGCUGGGCAAGACUGCCUUCCUACAGCUGAAGAGAGGAGAGGGGAGGAGAGGGAGGAGAGGAGCCUAUAUCUCUGGAGGAGCGUCUCAGCCGCAUGGAGGAGCAGCUGAAAGAGGAGGAGGAGAGAGAAGAGGGAGAGGAGAAAGACAAGGCAGACGAAGGGAACUCCCGCCCUCAGGCGCGAUUGGAGAAGCAGGUGACGUUUUCCAUGGAUACGAGGAAGGGGCUGAGAAAGGGGUGGAUAAAUGGGAGGGGCCUGAGCCGGGGGGAGGGGCUGUUCUAGUGGAGUAUAAUGAGGUGGUCCUGAAGCUGAGUGAGGCUCUGAGGUCACUACAGAACGACAUGCAGAAACUGACCCAACAACAACAACAGCUAAUGGGCAAGAAGACCACACCCAAACCCACACCUAAAACUACACCCAAAACCACACCUAAAACUACACCCAAAACCACACCUAAAAGUACACCCAGGACACCACCCAGGACCCCCACUAAGAGUCCGACUAGAACCCCGACCAAGAGCAUCAGUAAGGCGUGGGUGAUUCCUGCAGGCUCCAAACCCCCCACCUCCACUACCUCCCCCUCUCGCAGGGCCCUCCCCCAGCUCUCCUCCACCCCUCCCAAAACCUCCACCUCCACUACCUCCCCCCUCUCGCAGGGCCCUCCCCCAAUCCACUCCUCCUCCCCCGUAGCCCUAAGCACCACCCGCGCCCUCCCAACCCCACCCCGCCCUUCUGAAUUGAAGUUCCCUCCUUCCACCCGUGUCCUCACCCCCCCGCAGCAUGUGGACUCCCUCCCACACCUGCGACGCGUCUCCCCCAGCCAGUGCCAGGUCCAGACCUCCUCCUCUUUCCGUAUCGGGGGCCCCUGCACCCCCCAGGAACCCCCUGCCUCCAUGCGGCCCCAGCCCGAGGAGAGUACCUCAGAGACGGGCUCCAGCGAGACGCAGUUCAGCCUGGAGCUGGAGGAGCAGGAGGGUUUAGGGGGAGGCCGGCCCGUGUUUCCCCAGCCCAGGAGAGGCCGUUCUGGGGGUGGCAGCAGCUCUGGAGCCCCCUCCGAGGGCUCCUUUGAGAGCGAGACCCUGUCGCUCGCUUACUGCGGAGGAGGGGAGGGAGGGAGAGGAGCAGGAGGAGGAGGGAAUCGUUGCAGCCUGAUGGAGGUGUCAUUGUCAUCCCUGGGAGGGCCAGAGGGGGGCAGUGACGAGCCAACUGACACAGAAGGACAGGAGUUGUUCUCUGACUCCAUGAGCGACCACACAGAACCUCCAACAGGAGAAACGUUGGAACCUACGGAACCCACGGGAGAACCUAGGGAAUCUACGGGGAAGCAGACGGAACCGGAGGCGAGAGGAGGGGUUGGAUUCUUCUUCAAGGAGGAGGUGCGUUGUGAAGAUGAGAUGGCUCAGAGGAGAGCUGCUCUGUUGGAGAGACAGCAGAAAAGAGCAGAGGACCUGAAGAGGAGGAGACAGUGGAACGAACAGGAGAGAGAGAGCAGACCCCCCUCUGAGGAGGAGGAGCGAAGAGGCUCUCUCCCACAGACCCCUCCCCUGUCCUGCACCCCUCCCCCCGCAGCCGGUGUCCCUUCGCUCACCCCACCGACCACGCCCAGUCGCCGUGGUGAUUUCACGCGGAAGGAGUACGCCCACCGCCAGCAGAUACGCAUCAUGUCCGACCUGGAUAAGGUGCUGUGUCAGAAACACACCAAUCAGGGACGAGUCGUCGCCAAGAAGUCCCGCCCCCGACCUCGGAGCAUGACCCGGGAGGAGUCACAGCUGUCCCGCAGCCCAGCCAAGAGCACUAUGGGUUCUAAGUUGACUAAGGUGUACUCUCACUCCUCUCUCAACCUGGCUGCUAUGGCUGACGACACAGUCCCUGACCACACCGUCCCUAACCCUAGCAAGAAACCAUCCAGCCGCCCUGAUUCACCCUCACGUCUGAUGUCACCGAGCCAACUGGCCAAUCAGAACGGAGACAAGGACUGGGAGAUCGGCUCCAAUGGCUCCUCCCCUUCCAUUCCAGAAUACACCGGGCCCAAACUGUUCAAGGAGCCGAGCUUCAAGUCCAAUAAGUUCAUCAUCCACAACGCUCUGUCUCGCUGCUGUCUGGCUGGGAAGGUCAACGAGACUCAGAAGAACAAGAUGGUGGAGGAGAUGGAGAAGAGUCCAGCCAAUCACUUCCUGAUUCUGUUCCGUGAUUCCAACUGUCAGUUCCGAGCCGUCUACACCAUGAGCCCCGAGACUGACGAGCUCAUCCGAUUGGCCGGGGUGGGCCCGCGUGUCGUAAGCCCCGCCCUGGUGGAGUCCAUCUAUAAGUACAGCUCCGACAGGAAACAGUUCAGUUGUAUCCCGUCCAAGACCAUGUCCAUGAGUGUCGACGCCUUCACCUUACCAGGACACCUGUGGCACAGCAAGAGGCCUGGCAAGCCAAAAUAACCAUGUAUAUACUGUAUAUACAUACACACCUGUGGCACAGCAAGAGGCCUGGCAAGCCAAAAUAACCAUGUAUAUACUGUAUAUACAUACACACCUGUGGCACAGCAAGAGGCCUGGCAAGCCAAAAUAACCAUGUAUAUACUGUAUAUACAUACAGGAAUGGAUACACACACACACAAACAACUGACUUACUGUUUGUCCUGCAUGGGACACACUACCCCUCUCGCCCUUCUCAUCGGACCUACUGCCUGUUGACGAGGUGCUUUCUCUCCCCUGUAUGUGCAUGGAAAUGGAACAGGCCAACGAUCCACCCUUAUGGAGAAGGCUCUAAGACUCAUCUACACACGGGGGAUACUGAAGACCAGUUGUUGUAAAAAUGACCUUUUCAAUCUUAAAUGGUUACACGACACAGAAACAAAGUCUACACAAAAAGUGUAUCUUUCUCUUUUUUCAGUUAAAACGUUCUCCUGUAAAUGUCUGAGGUACAAAAUGAUUGUUUCUCUGAUACCCAUAAACCCUUUGGCCUUAUGUUCUGUUCACUACUAGCUGAAAGACUGGAGGCUGAGAGCCAUUGUGUAGGUUGACUAAAGUUUUCUGUUUUAUAACACGAACACGAUCCUUCUAAUGCCUUCUGCCCAACGACUGGCAGGUUACAGGACUUUUAUUAUCCUGCAAACCACGGUCAAAACAAGAAAUGGAAGACACGUGCUCUCUCUCUCUCUGACACUCUCUGUCUCUCUCUGUCUCUGUCUCUCUCUCUGACACUCUCUGUCUCUCUCUGUCUCUGUCUCUCUCUCUCUGACACUCUCUGUCUCUCUCUGUCUCUGUCUCUCUCUCUCUGACACUCUGACUCUCUCUGUCUCUGUCUCUCUCUCUCUGACACUCUCUGUCUCUGUCUCUGACACUCUCUGUCUCUCUCUGUCUCUGUCUCUCUCUGACACUCUCUGUCUCUCUCUGUCUCUGUCUCUCUCUCUCUGACACUCUCUGUCUCUCUCUGUCUCUGUCUCUCUCUC